GAUAAACAUGUCGAGUGUGUGAAGAAUGUUCUGGUAACAGGUUGUCCAUACCAGACAUAUGGCAGGGAUUGUCAAUGUUUGUGUCUAUGUCCAGACGACAGGUGUCUACCUGACGGCAGGUGCUACAGGUCAACCUGCAGGAGGGGCAGGUUCAAGGACAGGUGUCUCCACAGUGAUCUGUCAGUGUAUGUCAGUGACACAACUGCCAGUGACACAACUGCCAGUGACACAACUGCCAGUGACACAACUGUCAGUGCUCUGGUUGACAUGGAUGAUACGACCUGUGUCACAACUGACAAGCUCGAGAUAUCACUCAGUCGACCUUUUCGUGUCCUUGGCGUGACCUUGACCUUUCAAGAUGACGCCAAUGGAAUCGAGGUCUCGCUGGUCACGUGGUCACAGGGCGACAAGUCACGUGUCUCACAAGCCAACUCCGUCGUCAGGGGCAACCAGAGCCUGGAGCUGCUGGUAGCAGCAGAUGGAGAGGUCAAGGACAUCCAGGUCCGCUUUAUGCUGGACACUGUCGUCUGCUCGCUGCACAUUGACGGCGGGAAGGUCAUUCAAGACGACCUUCACCUAACGUUGUACAAGCAGAACUCACCUAUCGUUGACCUUGAACAUCUGGCUUAUAGGGCGACCGAUGGAGAGUUCAAGGCCGCUGGCUGUAUCCACACGACCUUGGCCGACUCUUUGCACGUGGACUUUCCCGGAGAUAUUUUUAUCUUCCACGUAAUCGUGUACACACAAGAAGAAUCCGGCCUGGCAGUAUUGGGAAUCUCAGCCACCGGUGACGUCAUUCAGCGGACCCCCAUCAAUGUCACGCAGCGGGUGCACCACAUUCACGUGCAGUCUGACGUCACCAAGCUUCACAUGACGUCACAACUGUCCAGUUUUUCCUUGUGUGAGAUCGAAGUCAUGGGAGAUUUUCUGAGCACCUCAGCAAUAUACAAGUCCCAGCAGUUGGAGGAUGAGGUCCUCAACGUCUUCACGAUGGGCAACGAGCAGGAAGAGACCACCCAAGGGCGGGUGGAGAGGCGGGGCGGUGGGCGUGUCCAGGACGACCAUCAGAUGACGUUGGAGGACAACUUCGCCUGGCCAACCGUGGUGGCCAUCGUCGUCUUCGUCUUGGCCAUCCUUAUGGUCCUGUGUGUGUGUCUGGCCAAAAACUUCAUGCCGACAGAAAUUAAAGGACUAAAAGGCGUCAAAGAGGCGUAUCCAGGAUUAUAUGCAAUCAAGCAGGCCCAGGAUCUCAAAAACUCAAAACACAAGGGAAAGAGGAAAGUGGAUAAGACAAAAGUGGAUAAGACAAAAGUGGAUAAGACAAAAGUGGAUAAGACAAAAAAGGAUAAGGCAAGAGUGGAUGAGACAAAAGUGGAUAAGACAAAAGUGGAUAAGACAAAAGUGAAUAAGACAAAAAAGGAUAAGACAAAAAAGGAUAAGACAAAAAAGGAUAAGACAAGAGUGGAUGAGACAAAAGUGGAUAAGACAAGAGUGGAUAAGACAAGAGUUGAUAAGACAAGAGUGGAUAAGGCAAGAGUGGAUAAGACAAGAGUGGAUCAAGAGGCAGGAGAAAUGAGUGACUCGAGCAUUGAAGAAAGUUCGGACAACUAGACGAUUGGUGAGACGGUGGAUUGGUGAGACGGUGGAUUGGUGAGACGGUGGAUUGGUGAGGCGGUAUUUGUGUUACUAUGUUGUGUGACAAAGUGGAUAUGACAAUUUUUAUGUCCAGUAAUUUUUUUAAUAAAUACUU
Messenger RNA from Physella acuta, 1750 nucleotides. RefSeq lists its product as uncharacterized. NCBI's taxonomy places the organism in Eukaryota, Metazoa, Mollusca, Gastropoda, Physidae. The record is from RefSeq and is a predicted model, not a curated record.